CUUGCCGUUUCUCCUCCAGCGGGCGGAGGGGGAGACCCCUCUGAGCUGGGCCCGUGACGUCAGGCGCGGUGACCGCCAUUUUGGAGCGCUGAGUGACGGGCGCACCGGGGGGAAAGCCGUUGCUACUUGCGUUCGCCGCUGUCCGCCCUUCCCCGAGCUGGUACGAUGUCCGAUAACUACGAAGGGGACGUGCAGCUGGAGGAGACCGGCGAGGAGAAGCAGGUGAUGGCGCCCUCCGCCCAGGACUCUCAGGAGAAGGAGGCGGUGACCCCUGAGAAGGCAGAGGAGCAAAAACUAAAGGCCAAAUACCCCAAUUUAGGGCAAAAGCCAGGAGGCUCUGAUUUCCUGAUGAAGAGGCUUCAGAAAGGGCAAAAAUACUUUGAUUCGGGAGACUACAAUAUGGCAAAGGCCAAGAUGAAGAACAAGCAACUGCCAUGUGCUGGUCCUGACAAAAACCUCGUAACAGGCGACCACAUCCCAACGCCGCAGGACCUUCCGCAGAGAAAGUCAUCACUCGUUACCAGCAAGCUAGCAGGGUAACCUGCCGCUACAGACCGGACUUGUCCACAGCUCACUGUACCAUAGAGCUGGGAAGGUGGGAGGACUCUUGCAUAAACUCAUCACCUCGUUAGCGCUGGAAGGGCUGGUGCCUCAUUCUCAUGCAAUGCCACACUAGCCUUUCCUACCUUGACUGAUAUAAGCUACUAGUCGCUUUCCAAGCCAGCAAGAUGUUGUGUGACUACAGAUUUGCAGUGGGUGAUGGACAAAGUGUGUGAUGAGUUCUUGGUGCAGACAAAUUGGCUCAGACAGUUACCUGACUGUUAUAUAUAAUGUAAGAUAUAUAUAUCUAUGGGUUUUGCAUUCCCUUUGUUUGUGUGACUCGGGCAUGCUGGAGACUAGUCACAUUGGCGGAAAUGAUUCCUGGGACAAGAUUGGCCGUGUGAGUGAACUAAACGGGUGCAGUGCGUCUUCUGUUGCGAGGCCAGUAGUGCAAGGCUUUGCAUGGAUGAGGUGACCCAGUGCCACAUCACUGUGUAAGAUAACGGAACGCGCGAAGGCUUCGCCAUAUCUGUGAGCGGCUAGGGUGGUCUGACUGAUGUGGUGCAACGUUGUACGUAGGCUUUCUCUGUCUCUAGUGCAAACGGUACAUUGUGUGAGUAGCCUGUACUCCUGCCAUUGUUUAUGUUGGCGCAUUCAUUAACAAAGUAAAAACCUAGUCACAAUUUUACAGUAUAACAGUGGUGGUCCUAUACUUCUGGUUUAAAACCAUUAUCCACACACCGUGGAAGUGGCCGCCAUUUUGUAGGAGUAGCCAAUAUAAAUGAGCUAGUGAAACCUAUGAAAUAUUAGGAAAAUCGACUCUCCCUCCUCUCUCUCUCUCUCUCUCUCUCUCUCUUUCUCUUUCUCUUUCUCUUUCUCUUUCUCUUUCUCUUUCUCUUUCUCUUUCUCUUUCUCUUUCUCUUUCUCUUUCUCUUUCUCUUUCUCUUUCUCCCUCUCCCUCUCGUUGGCCUUUGUUACUGCUGGUAUUUAGAGGGGCAGAUUGCUUUUAGAGAAAAAUGUCUGAAAAAUCAGCUAGUGUAAUUGGUCUGUAUGGUACUGUGAAGUAUUGUAGCUUUUACCUUUUGCUUUGUUUGGUUUUAUUACCAAGCUGUCAGAAGAGCAUGCACCACAGAAAGCCAACAGCCGAAAGGACUUAAAAAAAAAAGGUUUGCCCGCGGUGGAGGUAAUUCCAUAGCCUUCCUUCCCUUUCACUAGAACAUUCAUGGAGGAUUCUCUUUCUUUCAGACCCAUGACAUUGUAUGUGACCCCCCUCCCCCAUUCUACACGUAGCCGAGAGCUACAGGAAACUAAACUAUGAUUGGUUGAAAUGACAACAGGUUCCCUAUUGGACAAGUGACGCAACAUCCAAGCAUAUGUCUGCGGUUUUUGCCAGUGCAUCCGAUCCCCGGUCUCAUUAUGAGCAAGUACAGCGGUGUGUCACCAAAAAAAAUGCCCCGUUUGGUAAAAACAAAGGACACUUUAAAACCCUUUUCAAUAGAAUUUUCUAUAAAACUUUUAGGACCACCUAAAAUACCCAGACCGAUCCAUUCAUUUAUAGUUAAACUAUUACUGCGGUAUUUUACAACCUCUGUGGUUUGAAAUGUUUUCAUAGUUGAAUCUUAGCCACAAAUAUGUGUGUAUAUACAUAUAUAUUCUCAUAGUCACGUAUUCAAUCUAUUUAGAAGACUUACUCUGGGUGUAUACAUUAGAAUGUCUUCAUCUAAAAUGGUUUUUGGCUAUAGCUUCGUAUAUCUCUGCUUACCUUCGGUGUGGUCUUCCUCGCAGGGUAUAAAACACAACCCACAGAACUUGGUUGGGUUGCCAAAGAAAAUGACCACCAAUUUGAACACAAAUGAUGGGUCACCGCAAGCUACGCCAGUCAUGAAUGUGUUGCAUUACUGAAGACGCUUGCUAUGGUGAUAAACCUUCUAGCCGUUACGCUUUAUCUUACAGUGCAAGCUGCAUUCCUGUUUCUCCGCUGUGCAUUGCAGGCGCCACAUAGUACCCCUCCGUUUUGCUUUUUAAGGUUCAGGAUAAAUUGGUAAGAAUGACACACAAAAAAAGAGUUUCAAGCUACCCAAACUUCACAUAAGCAAAGUACACACAAGACCGGUUCUAAUUGUUCCCCGUCACAUCAUUUUGUUGAGUCGUUUUUCUCCAGCAUGUGAAGGAUGUACACACGUGGACUGGCUAAUGAAUACCUAUAUCUGUACAGUAAAAAUGUUAAGUCCAGAUUUUCUUUUCUUCAUUUUAUUUGAGCAAAUAUAUACAGUCUUAUAUGGUGUAUGUACAGAAUUUUUGUAAUUUGUAUUACUAAAACAUAAAUUUGUGCACUCAGUUGAGCACUUGCAGUAACGUACAACAAAAUAUGUACCGAAUGCUGUAUUUGGGUAAAACGUGUGAUGUAAGAUCGGGGAAUGAGCACAGUGAAAUGCGUUGGUUAUUGAGAGGAAAGUGUAAAAUAAGGGUUGGACUGUAUGUAGUGCACCUUAUAUGCAGCCUAAAUAAUGUGCAUGGAUGGACAUAUAAGAACUUCUGGUUCAUUAAAGGUUAUCUGCACAAAA
Molecule: messenger RNA, 3104 nt
Organism: Pseudophryne corroboree (corroboree frog)
Lineage: Eukaryota; Metazoa; Chordata; Amphibia; Anura; Myobatrachidae
Gene: ENSA
Product: endosulfine alpha
Exons: 3
Coding region: 166-540 (124 amino acids)
Cellular component (GO): cytoplasm
Molecular function (GO): protein phosphatase inhibitor activity
Source: RefSeq, a predicted model, not a curated record